CGGCAUUUUAAAAAUGGCUUACCUUGCGUCUGAUAUAAAUCCAUUCUAUUUUUCGAAAAUCAUCAUCUAGUCACAACAAGUGAAAGCUGUAUAGAAUAAUAAAAAUGAGACGAAACAGUGAUAUCUCGACAACUCUGAAUUUGGAUAAUUUAAAGGAGCUGGAAUCAACUUAUCUAGACUGUGUGGGAAGUAAGCCAACACCUGCAUCAGCUUUCAUCAGUAAGAUAAUGAGAAUGGAAUAUGAUCUCGAUAAAAAGAGUAAAACUACAACUUAUCAUUCGAUUGCUUUGUUUCUAAAAACUUCAAAUUAAACUUCACAUCCAACCAACUUUAUUUACUUAAUACCAUUAUAUAACAUUUUGUUACAGUGAUGAUAAGCUUUUCGCAAUCUACUUAAAACUCUGUGGCAACAACCAUCAUUUAGACGCAGUUCGACUAACUGAUAGUGACCUACCACCACUUUGUCUGGCUCUAUCACUUAAACCAUGCAUUACAAUGUUAGAUUUGCGCUAUAAUCGCAUAACGGAUCAAGGAGCAGAAAAACUAUCUAAUUUUUUAGAUACUGAUAACCUCUUGGAAGAGUUAAAUCUCAUGGGCAACGAUAUAACUCAAAAAGGUGCAGAAUUUCUGGCUUCCUCUCUAAAGAAAAACAAAAACUUGGUUAUUUUGAAAAUGACUGGGAAUCCUAUUGGAUCUAAGGGUGGUUUAUUUUUUGCCCAAGCUUUGCAAGUGAACAACACACUUGAAUUCAUUGAUCUUGGAGAAUGUGAUCAGGAUAUAACCAGUUGUAUUGCAUUUGCCACUGUUUUAAGAAGAAACAAGUCCAUAAUUGGGAUCAAUCUGAAUCGGCAGAUCCUAUGGACACUGCAAGAAGAACCAACUGUUCACUUAGCUGAUAUGUUGUGUGUGAAUAGAACUUUGAGAGAACUGCAUUUAGCUAAAUGCGAUAUGCGUGAUUUUGGAGCAGCACGUUUAUCUGAAGCACUGGAGCGCAAUGAUACUUUGGAAUUGUUAGAUAUAAGCGCCAAUCGUGUCUCACGUGAUGGGGCAAUUUCUUUAUCUAAAGUAAUCAGCUUGAAUUGCCCGCUGGUUAUAUUGGACCUAGCGUUCAAUCGAUUGCAGUGUAAAGGUGCUAAAGCUUUGGCCAAUGCAUUGCUUUAUAAUACACAUUUGAAGGUCCUCGCAGUACAGUCAUGUGAACUAAAAGGACCUGGACUUUGUGCAUUGGCUGAAUCACUUAUUACCAACGUCACAUUGGAAUGUAUUUAUGUUUGGGGCAAUGAACAUGAAGAAUCAGCGUGUAUUGCAUUUGCCAAUUUAAUCUAUACUAAUCGUCUAAUGGAGAAUUGUACUGAUGUUAGACCAUAUGUAGUUGAUGGUCGAACAUAUUUAGCUCUAUUGGAUCAUGAUUGCACUUAUAGACAAUAUCGGUUUUCCGUGCCUUGGUGGAAGUUUCAAGCACCAAACGAUCGAUCAAUUGCACUUUUUUGACUUUUACUUUAUCUCAUUUUAUUCAUUUUUUUCUAUUUUCUUUUUCUUUCACUAUCACCUGCUGAUUGUUUUCAGUAUUUUCACCUUAAAAAUUGGAAAAAGAGAAAAGAAUAUUAAAUGAGCUGUUCAACAGAUGUCAUUGUUGACUUAAUCAAAAACUACUUGAAUUUUAUUUAUCUUGAGAUAAUUGAUAUUUUUCUAUUACAGUUGAUCUGAUCUUUGUCUAGAGUAUUAAAUGUCAUAAGUAUUAUUAUUUUCAGAAAUGGAUAAUAGUACGAAAUAAA
Molecule: messenger RNA, 1775 nt
Organism: Trichobilharzia szidati
Lineage: Eukaryota; Metazoa; Platyhelminthes; Trematoda; Strigeidida; Schistosomatidae
Source: the annotation of a GenBank genome assembly